AUGGAUGCUGCUGCAAUUAGAAAGACGGAGCGCCUGCUCGUCAUUUUCUUCAAGAGAAUCCCCCCUCCACUGGUCGCGCAUAUCAACCGAAAGUUCCCAGAGGCCGAAGUGACUAUUUACCAUUCCCAGAAAGCCGUUCCUGUUCCAAGAGACAUAUGGCAAAACGCGACGCUGGUUUGCACAUUUACCGAUCUUCCCGAUCUCGAGGACGCUGGAAAUAUUAAACUGAUUCAUACUGUCUCGGCUGGUAUUGACCACUUCGUUCACCACCCUAUCAUCCAAAACUCUACCAUCCCCAUCACCACCAGCUCCGGCAUCCACGGUCCUCCCAUGGCAGAAUGGACCGUAAUGAACUGGUUGGCCUCCGCGAGGAAGUUCCUUCAUACGCGUGAAGCGCAGAAGCAACACAUCUGGGGGGAUCCCGAUGAGUACAUGCCCACCUGCACCGAUCAGGUCGGGAAGAAAGUGGGCAUUCUGGGAUACGGGAGCAUUGGACGGCAGAUCGCAAACGUAUGCGCAGCCCUAGGGAUGACUGUCCAUGCAUAUACAGCGUCCCCACGCCCUACUCCCGCCUCGCGACGUGACACAGGAUACAUUGUCCCUGGCACUGGCGACGCAGACGGCACAAUCCCAGUAUCCUGGCAUCACGGCCUAGACAAAGCAUCCAUCCACUCAUUCCUUUCUCUCGGUAUCGACCACCUCAUUAUUUCCCUCCCGCUCACCCCGCAAACCACUCAUCUCAUCGGCGCAGAGGAAUUUGCUCUCCUUGCUGCCAACAGCACUCAUCCGUUCAGCAAGCCGUACCUAACCAACAUCUCGCGCGGGAAGGUCAUUGAUCAGGAUGCGUUGGUGCAAUCGCUCAAGUCUGGGGAAUUGAGCGGUGCUGCGCUGGAUGUGACAGACCCUGAACCUUUGCCGGCGGACCAUCCGUUGUGGGAUGCGCCGGGUGUGCAGAUUAGUCCUCAUGUCAGUUCUCUCGGAAGGGAGUAUUUUCCAAGGUCGUUGGAUAUUCUUCGGGUGAAUCUGGAUAGGAUGAAGAAGGGGGAGGAAUUCGUAAAUGAGUACAAGCGGGGGAAGGGGUAUUAA
Molecule: messenger RNA, 1086 nt
Organism: Aspergillus chevalieri
Lineage: Eukaryota; Fungi; Ascomycota; Eurotiomycetes; Eurotiales; Aspergillaceae
Product: D-isomer specific 2-hydroxyacid dehydrogenase family protein
Exons: 4
Coding region: 1-1086 (361 amino acids)
Molecular function (GO): NAD binding
Source: RefSeq, a predicted model, not a curated record